AGAAAGCUCUCUCGAAGAACUCUUUUCUUUUCUCUUUUCAUUUAUUUGUAUGCAGCCUCAGCUCUAUUUCAAAAGUGCAAAUUACUUAGCAGCAACAGAGAAGCAAGCAAUCAUUUAUCUGCUGUCUGCCAAAGCUUCAGGUCCACUGUAGACAGUUGAAUCAUGGACCCUGAACAAAACAUAGAGCAUACAUUGCUUCGUCACAUAAGACCGUAUCAGAUUACUUUCAAAAUCAGAGUUCGUGCAUCCAGACUUUGGAGACCGAAAAAGUAUAACAGUGACAUAUACGAUGGCCUCCAUUAUCUGUUAGUCGACGAAGAGGGACAUGCUAUUCAUGGUUUAAUUGAGGAAUCUGCUUAUCCUUACAUGUCCAACAAAAUGGAAGAAGGACAGGUGUAUGACAUUACCAAUUUCUAUAACCGAAAACCUAUAUCAAAAUAUAAAGUUGCUGAUCACGUGGUAGAACUGUGUUUCAAUGCCUUAACAAAGUUUGAGCCUGUAAUGGAUGCAUUCCCUCCAAUCCCAGAACAUUCAUUUAACUUCCUUCAUUUUGACAACUUGGAGGACCAGAUGAAGACUCAGACAGUACUUAAGGAUGUUUAUGGCUGUAUCAAAUCACUCAUACCAGAACAUCAAGUUACUGUUAAAGACACUGGAAAAUUGGUAUCAAAAUGUGAAAUCUUUAUAGAAAAUUUGAGGAGGGAGGAUAUCAGAAUUACCUUCUGGGGUGACAUAGCUAGAGAGUUUGAUAUGGAAAGAGUUAAACAGUUAUCCCCACCAGUGCUCGCUGUAUUCACGGGUUUAAGGUUGACCAAAUUCCAAGAACGGGUAACAGCAGCAACAACAGGCCAUACAUGCAUCAUCAUCAAUCCAGAUAUUCCAAUAGCAAAUGAAUACAAAGCCGAGUUCUCGAAAGCAGGCGACAAAGUGAAAAUACUUCCUGUACCUUUCAAACGGCCAACAGCAGAAGAGAUGAAAGACAGAACAACAAAGUCGGUCUUUGAAUUAAACACAUUGGAUCCAGAUAUAUACAUGAAUAAAACAGUGUGUUCCACUGCUUCGAUCCUCCGGUUUCCAGUUCACAAUGGUUGGUGGUAUAGAGGCUGUUCAAAGUGUUCUCAACAACUGAAGCAAAGAGAAGACACCAGUGAAUUAAUUUGUCCUAAACAUGAUGUGCAAAUAGCUGUGCCAUGUUACAAAGUUUAUGUCACCAUUCGAGAUGAUAAUAAUCAAGCAACACUCAUUCUGAUGGGGAGACAGGCAGAGCAGCUGUUUGGCAUCAAUUGUCAAGAUCUGGUUAACAAAAGACUGUAUCCAACAGAGCAGACACUACCAGAAGAGAUUAAGAAGACAAUUGAUGAAACCUAUCUCUUUGAAAUCACAGUCAAUCAAUACCGCGAGCUGAUGGUCACAAACAUUUUCCCAAGUAAGCAAUCCUUCGGAUCAAUGGUGGAACAAACCCCAACCACUGUAACACCGGAGUGGCUUCCAACUGAAAGAAAAAGAGACAUUGAAGCAAGUGGAAAAGCUUUGUGCAUCGUGGAGUCUGAGAAAAAAGCCAAGAAUGAGAAGGAGACCAAGCGUGGAGCAAUAAUAUCGGCAUCAUCAGUGUCAUCAUCAGCAAGCAUAGAACAACUUCAGAAAGAAAAGGCAGACUGAAUCUGAAUUGCUCCUCUGUACAGCUGUAACUUAUUUUAUCUAAUUAUAUCUGCGCUGACUCCAUUUUGUGUACAGCUAUAGUCAGCAAAACAACUGGAUCGUUUGGAAACUGGAGGUAUUAAUUUUUUGGUCAAACUCCAGUCCAACUUUUUGAUAAUUAGCUCCAGUUGUUUCACCAGUGAUAACAGAUCUAAUGAUCUUUGAACAAUGGAAGCAGUUAAUUUUUUGGACAACCAAUGCCAGCUACUCUGGCUGGGUUGUACUAGCUUCCUUUGAAUGAGAUACUCUAUCAGUACUGUAUUGACUUAACUAUAUGUAGUAAUUUGUGAGUAAUGUUUAAAUUCCACUUCUUCAUAAAC
Messenger RNA from Rosa rugosa (rugosa rose), 2018 nucleotides. RefSeq lists its product as uncharacterized. Lineage: Eukaryota; Viridiplantae; Streptophyta; Magnoliopsida; Rosales; Rosaceae. The record is from RefSeq and is a predicted model, not a curated record. Gene Ontology annotation, biological process: DNA recombination; DNA replication; DNA repair. Bases 163 to 1659 code for a protein of 498 amino acids. Gene Ontology annotation, molecular function: DNA binding. Gene Ontology annotation, cellular component: nucleus. The transcript is spliced from 11 exons.